This is a messenger RNA of Octodon degus (degu), 2532 nucleotides long. Its product is annotated as cytochrome P450 4F22. The record is from RefSeq and is a predicted model, not a curated record. The transcript has 14 exons. Gene Ontology annotation, molecular function: iron ion binding; heme binding; monooxygenase activity. Gene Ontology annotation, cellular component: endoplasmic reticulum membrane. The coding region runs from base 172 to 1836 and encodes 554 amino acids. Gene Ontology annotation, biological process: ceramide biosynthetic process. NCBI's taxonomy places the organism in Eukaryota, Metazoa, Chordata, Mammalia, Rodentia, Octodontidae.
GUGCCAGCGGUAGGACGUCAGCGGAGAGGGGGCCCAGGGCUGGGGUUGGCAGUGCUGGCUCCGCGACGGAGCUGACUCUCAAAGAAGGAUUUGGAUGCUGGAAACUUGUUUGAGAAGCGAUUGCAGAAAGUACCAGUAAGGACGAAGGAACUUGGAAGGACUGAGAACAGGAUGCUGCCCAUCACAGAUCACCUGCUGGACCUCCUGGGGCUGGAAAAGACAGCCUUCCGCACCUACGCAGUGUCUGCGCUCCUCCUCUCCCUGCUCUUCUCCUUCUUCCGCCUGCUGCUGCAGUUUGUGCAAAUCUGCUGGGCCUUCUACACCACCUGUCGCCGCCUGCGCUGCUUCCGCCAGCCACCGAGGAAAAACUGGCUCAUGGGUCACCUGGGCAUGUACCUUCCGAAUGAGAAGGGUCUUCAAGAUGAGAAGAAGGUGCUGGACACCAUGCAUGACGUGCUCCUGGUGUGGGCUGGGCCUGUCCUGCCGCUAUUGGUCCUGGUGCACCCUGAUUAUAUCAAGCCUGUUUUGAGCGCCUCAGCUGCCAUUGCCCCCAAGGAUGAGUUUUUCUACAGCUUCCUGAAGCCUUGGCUGGGGGACGGGCUUCUGCUCAGCAAAGGGGACAAGUGGAGCCGGCACCGGCGUCUGCUGACGCCUGCCUUCCACUUUGACAUUCUGAAGCCGUACAUGAAGAUCUUCAACCAGUGCGCCAACAUCAUGCAUACUAAGUGGCGGCGGCACCUCGGAGAGAAGUCGGUGGCCUCCUUUGAUAUGUUUGAGCACAUCAGCCUCAUGACCCUGGACAGUCUUCAGAAAUGCGUGUUCAGUUACAGCAGUGACUGCCAGGAGAAGAUGAGCGAUUACAUAUCAGCCAUCAUUGAGCUGAGUGGCCUGGUCGUUCGGCGCCAGUAUCGCCUCCAUCACUACCCGAAUUUCAUCUACUACCUCUCAGCUGAUGGGCGGAGAUUCCGCCGGGCAUGUGACAUUGUGCACCGUUUCACCACUGAGGUCAUCCAGGAGCGGCGGCAGGCACUGAGCCAGCAGGGGGUGGAGAAGUGGCUGCAGGCCAAGCAGGGCAAGACCUUGGACUUCAUUGAUGUGCUGCUCCUGGCCAAGGAUGAAGAUGGAAAGGAACUGUCUGAUGAGGACAUCCGAGCUGAGGCGGAUACCUUCAUGUUUGAGGGUCAUGACACAACAUCCAGUGGGCUCUCUUGGGUGCUGUUCAACUUGGCGAAGUACCCAGAGUACCAGGAGAAGUGCCGGGAAGAGAUCCAGGAAAUCAUGAAAGGCCGGGAGCUGGAGGACCUGGAGUGGGACGACCUGACCCAGUUGCCCUUCACCACUAUGUGCAUCAAGGAGAGCCUGCGCCAGUUCCCACCGGUCACCCUGGUCUCGCGCCGCUGCACUGAGGACAUCAAGCUCCCAGAUGGGCGCAUCAUCCCUAAAGGAAUCAUCUGCAUGGUCAACAUCUACGGGACGCAUCACAACCCGACAGUGUGGCCUGACUCCAAGGUGUACAACCCUUACCGCUUCGACCCACUCAACCCACAGCAGCGCUCACCGCUGGCCUACGUGCCUUUUUCCGCAGGACCUAGGAACUGCAUUGGACAGAGCUUCGCCAUGUCGGAGAUGCGCGUGGCCGUGGCACUCACGCUGCUGCGCUUCCGCCUGAGCGUGGACCGAACGCACAAGGUGCGGCGGAAGCCGGAGCUCAUCCUCCGUACAGAAAAUGGCAUCUGGCUCAACGUGGAGCCUCUGCCUCCACUUGGGGCCCAGGCCACGCCCAGAGAGUCCCAGGCCCCGCCCCUAAGAGCCCAGGCCCCGCCCCCAAAGUACUGAGGGCGCAGUCCCGCUAGAAGUCCAGGCUUGCUGGAGGAACAGAGGCCUCAGCUGAUCAGCGUGUUGGUGUUGGCCGCGCCCCUCAAGACAAGCUCCACUCCCUGAGUUCCGCACCUGCCCUGCAGCUGGAGGGACCAAGUUCGGCCCGGCUCCCUCCGAGUCCCUGGAUUGAAGUACUCAGGGCACACCCCUGGGAUCCAGCUUCCCAGGCUCUGCCCACUGAACCUUCCAAGGCCUGAGAUCCGCCUCUCGAACUCAAGACGCACCCUUCCCUGCUGGCUGGACCCAGCCUGGCUUCUAAAUUGAAGACUUGGAAGCUGGAGCCUGAGGUCAGAGCCGAGCACCUGGACACUGCCUUUCUCAGGCCUCCGCCUCAAAUGAACAGACGUCAUCCCAGGUCUCCGACUGUUUGCCUUUGUAGUUUUGUAAACCUACCUACCCUCUUCCUACCUUUCCUGAUCACAGACCCUUCGCUAAGUGUUCUGAUUUUUGAAGAAUAAAAGUACAGGGUCGCAGAUACCUCCUAUCUCCCACCCCUCAGCCCAGACCAUAGAUCUGGAGCCAGGGCUCUGGGCAGCUGGGAGGUUGCACACUGGGAGGCCAGGAAGCAGUUUGUAUUAGGACAUAAACUCAGCUGUUUCCGGAAAAAUUGUGCAUUUGUUUAUUUUGUCAAUAUGUUCAUUAAAUGUCUACUAG